Messenger RNA from Archocentrus centrarchus (flier cichlid), 2546 nucleotides. RefSeq names its product acetylcholinesterase. The transcript has 10 exons. Gene Ontology annotation, molecular function: acetylcholinesterase activity. The record is from RefSeq and is a predicted model, not a curated record. The coding region runs from base 90 to 1865 and encodes 591 amino acids. NCBI's taxonomy places the organism in Eukaryota, Metazoa, Chordata, Actinopteri, Cichliformes, Cichlidae. Gene Ontology annotation, cellular component: plasma membrane. Gene Ontology annotation, biological process: acetylcholine catabolic process; choline metabolic process.
GACAGAGGAUGUCCAUGCUUUAAUCCCGUCAGUGCUGUGUCCUCACUCACUGCAGACAGACACAAAGUGCUAGCUGAUAAGGAUUUUUCAUGGCUGCAGUCUCUCAGUGUGGACACUUUGUACUUUUUGUUAUAUUGUUUAAUUUUCUGACAUUAUCACUUGCCACUCAAGAUGAUCUUGUAAUCAAUACUACCAAUGGGAAAAUUCGAGGGAAAUUGGUUUCUGUGCUGGGUGCCGAUGUUAGAGCAUUUCUUGGAAUUCCUUAUGGAAAACCACCUGUUGGGAAAUUAAGAUUCAGAGCUCCAGAGCCAGUAGAGAGAUGGGAUGCUGUGAAGGAUGCGAUCCAGUUUCCAAAUUCCUGCUACCAGAUGCCUGAUACAACCUUUCCUGGGUUCAAGGGUAUAGAGAUGUGGAACCCAAACACUCCUCUGAGUGAAGACUGUCUGUACCUAAAUGUCUGGUCGCCACGUUUCAACAAGACCCAGCCCUCACCAGCUGCCCCUGUCCUUGUCUGGAUUCAUGGCGGUGGGUUUACCUCAGGAACAUCAUCCCUGGACAUUUACGAUGGGUGCUUCCUGAGUAAAUCUGAAGGUGUUGUUGUGGUAUCAAUGAAUUACAGAGUGGGAGCCUUUGGUUUCCUGUCUCUUCCUGACAACACAAAUAUCCGGGGCAAUGCAGGCCUUUUGGACCAGCGUUUGGCUCUUAAAUGGGUAGCAAAUAAUAUUGCAGCUUUUGGAGGUGAUCCUUCAAAGGUGACUCUGUUCGGAGAGAGUGCUGGCUCUGCAUCUGUUGGUUUCCAUCUGCUCUCACCCGGCAGCCAGGAUCUUUUUCAAAGGGCUGUGAUGCAGAGUGGCUCUCCUAAUGCACCCUGGGCCACAGUCAGUCAAACUGAAGCAUGGGACAGGUCUCUUAUACUGGCAAGAUUAUUGGAGUGUCCUACAUCUGAUCCAGUUCGUCUAGAAGCUUGUCUGCAGCAGGCUGAUGUGAAAAAAAUCGCAAUGAAGCAAUUUGAUGUUCUCAAGCAGCCAUUACUAUUGGCCAUUCCCUUUAUCCCUCAUGUUGACGGGGCAUUCCUACCAGAUGAUGUUGAAGUGCUUCUAAGUACUGGUAACUUUCCAAAGAAAGAUGUGAUGAUUGGAUUAAACAAGGAUGAAGGGACCUACUUUGUUGUUUGUGGAGUGUCUGGAUUUAAUAUCAGUGGUCAGAGUCUCAUCACUAGGAAUGAAUUCCUAGCAGGAGUGGGGCUUGCAAUGGACAAAGCGAGUGAUGUCACAAGAGAAGCAGCCAUUUUCCAUUACACGGAUUGGACAGAUCAGAACAAUGGGAUGAAAAACCGUGACUCAUUGAGUAGUCUGGUUGGAGAUCAAGACUUCAUUUGUCCAGUACUACAGUUCGCUCACAGGCUCUCUCAGCAUGGUGGAAAGCCUUUCGUAUAUUUAUUUGAUCACCGCUCAUCAGUCAAUCCUUGGCCAGAGUGGAUGGGCGCUAUGCAUGGCUAUGAGAUAGAAUUUGUAUUCGGAGUGCCUCUGAAUGUAUCUCUGGGAUACACAAAGCAGGAAGUUAAUAUGACCAAGAAGUUUAUGAAACACUGGGCCAACUUUGCUCGAACAGGAAAUCCAGGCCUUGAAGGAGCUAAGUGGCCUAUGUUUACUAUUGAACAGCAGAAGUAUGUUACACUGAACUACAACCAUCCAGAAGAAAAGAUGAUGAUGAGAGCUAAAGAAUGUCAGCUCUGGAACGAAUUUAUCCCAAAAGUACAAAAUGUGUCAGAUAAGCUGGUGUCUUGUUCUAAUACAAGUGGGAUUAUACUCCGCUGUAAUUACUUCUUACUGCUCAUUUUAUUGGUUAUACCUUUAACCUACUGACGGACUGAAGAUUCCUGCAUUCUACAAAGGCGCCCUAUUUAUGUAAAAUUAUCAGACAGAAAGGAGAUGCAAAAUUAAAUUGAAUUGAAUCUUUCUAUGUCUAAAUUUAACUUCAGUCUUCAGUAUUCGCUAUGAUAGGGAGCACAUUAUUAAUCAGGUUGACAUACACAGAUGCAGCUUAUGUCUGUGCCUCAGUCUUCUGUGCCAAGACACUGCACCACUAAUGUUUUGUUUAUUGUUAAUCCACCUGCACAUAACAUGCUAUAAAUAACGUAAAAAUAUUCACAAGGAUAGUUUGCAUGUCAGGCCUGGAUUACUCUCUGAGUUACACCCAGUAGCAUGCCUAAUUCAAUUCUAAUUCAUGCCUAAUUCAAGUUGUUUAAUACUUACAGAUAGAUUUGCUUUUUCUAAAGCAAUAGAAACACAGUCAUUAUAAUAUUAAUGGUUCUUUUUCAUUUUCACUGUAUUUGACUCAACAUGUAUUCCUGUUUUAAUUAUGCAACAUUUUUCUUGUUUACUGUUUCUUAUUAGAACCACUGUCUGCAUGUAUUGUUGUAUUUACCUCAAGAGAGGCAGUGACCCCUCAGUAGCUUAAUUAUGUUAAUAAAGGUUGCAUCAUUAUGAAAGAAACAUUCCCAAGAUUUCUGACAUGUAACAUUUCACAUAAAAAUGUAUGUAUUG